Messenger RNA from Paramecium sonneborni, 325 nucleotides. The record is from the annotation of a GenBank genome assembly. Lineage: Eukaryota; Ciliophora; Oligohymenophorea; Peniculida; Parameciidae.
GUUUUAUGAUUUGAUCAAUUGAUUUGCCCAAAGAAUAGCUUCUCUCUGAAGAUCGAUUUAUAAAAGCAGAAUAAAAAUCUAAGAUUAUUAGUGGUCAUUAAUUUUUACAUGGCUUUCAAUAAUUAUUAUUAGAGAUAUCUAACAUACGUAUAAUUGUCAAUAAAUAAUAAAUUGUUUUAUUAUUAUUGGAUUAUGAUUGAUAGAAUAGUAUUGUAUACCCUUAAAAUAGUAAUCAGAGAGAUAAUUGAGAAAUUGGGGAAGAAUAGAAAUAAAUUGAUUUACUUAUAUUGAGAAGAGUUAUUAAUUAAAGAGAUGUGAUAUUGAG